Dermatophagoides pteronyssinus (European house dust mite) is the source of this 2086-nucleotide messenger RNA. RefSeq names its product disulfide-isomerase A3 (gene ERp60). Gene Ontology annotation, cellular component: endoplasmic reticulum. The record is from RefSeq and is a predicted model, not a curated record. NCBI's taxonomy places the organism in Eukaryota, Metazoa, Arthropoda, Arachnida, Sarcoptiformes, Pyroglyphidae. Gene Ontology annotation, molecular function: protein disulfide isomerase activity. Gene Ontology annotation, biological process: protein folding; response to endoplasmic reticulum stress.
GGAAUCGUAUUUUUUUUUAGUCUUUUUUUAUGUAUGAUCAUCAUUCAUUGAAUUUACAAUUUACAUCGCAUAAUCUUUUUAUUGGUUUGAUAUACCUGCUGUUGCUGUCGUUGUUGCCGACUGGAUUUUUAUCAUCAUCAUCAUCAUAGUCUUCGUCAUUAUUAGAGUGUUGUGUUGUCGUGGCAUUUAUUCUCUCAUUCAUUGUCUUUUGGUUCUUUCGAUCACGUUUUGUGUUUAAGGUUUAUUGUGAUUAAAUUGUCAACAAAAAACAAACGAUAAAAUAAUGAUGUUUAGAUAUGUAUUGGCCAGCAUAUUUUUGGCAACAAUCAUUCAUUAUACAAAUGCUUCCGAUGUUCUUGAUUUAACUCAAGAAGAUUUCGGUUCAGCCAUUCAACAACAUGAUACAAUAUUGGUUAAAUUUUUUGCACCUUGGUGUGGCCAUUGUAAACGUUUAGCACCUGAAUAUGAAUCGGCUGCAGCCAAAUUGAAAAAUAAUGAUCCACCAAUACCAUUAGCAAAAGUUGAUUGUACUACUGAUGAAGGUAAAGAUGUUUGUAGUAAAUAUGGUGUUAGCGGCUAUCCUACAUUGAAGAUAUUCAAAAAUGGUGAAUUUUCAUCCGAAUAUAAUGGUCCACGACAAUCCGAUGGUAUUGUCAAAUAUAUGCGAUCAAAAGUUGGCCCUGCAUCACGUUUAUUCUCGGAUAAAUCAUCAUUGGAAUCUGCCAUGGAAAAGGCAACCGACGUUAUUGUUUUAGGCGUUUUUGAAAAAGAUGGUUCUUCUGAUAUGCAAACCUCAUUCAUGAAAUCUGCCGAUAAACUUCGUGAAAAUGUCUAUUUCGCUCAUGUAUUUCAAAGCGAUGUGGAAGAUGUUUACAAAGUUGAUCGAUUGGCCAAAUUAGAUGAACAAAUUCGUUUGAAUUCAAACAAUGUUCUCGUUAUCCGACCAAAAUUUUCGAAAAAUAAAUUUGAAUCCGAUAUCGUUGCUUAUUCUGGCAGUGGAGAUUUAACGGAAUUUAUUCGUUCAAAUUUUCAUGGUCUUGUUGGACAUCGUACACAAGAAAACAUGGGCGAUUUCAAACCGCCAAUGAUUGUCGCUUUUUACGAUGUUGAUUAUGUGAAAAAUCCUAAAGGAACUAAUUAUUGGCGUAAUCGUAUACUUAAAGUUGCUCAAAAUUAUAAAGAUGAAAUAACGUUUGCCGUUUCGAAUGCUCAACAAUUCGCUGGCGAAUUAGAAGAAUUUGGUGCUGAACCACCACGUGAUCGUGAUGCUACACCAGUUGUAACUGCACGUAAUGAGAAAGGUGAAAAAUAUAAAAUGGAAGAUAAAUUUUCGGUUGAUAGUUUGGAAAAAUUUGUUGAAGAUUUCCGUGGCGGAAAAUUGGAACCAUUUUUAAAAUCUGAACCAUUGCCCGAUAAUGAAAAUGCCGGUGUUAAGACAGCUGUUGCCAAAAAUAUUCAAGAAUUAGUCAUCAACACUGAUAAAGAUGUUCUUAUCGAAUUCUAUGCACCAUGGUGUGGUCAUUGUAAAAAUUUAGCCCCAACAUAUGAAGAUCUUGGUCAAGCUAUGAAAGAUGAACCAAAUGUUUUAGUUGUUAAAAUGGAUGCUACAGCUAAUGAUGUUCCACCAGAAUUUACUGUUCAUGGAUUCCCAACUAUAUAUUGGUAUCCAAAAAGUAAAGUAGCACAGAAAUAUGAAGGUGGUCGUGAUCUACAAAACUUUAUCGAAUACAUUGCCAAACAUUCGACUGAAGAAUUAGUCGGUUAUGAUCGUCAAGGACAGAAAAAAUCUAAAGAAGAAUUGUAAUAAAAAAUAAUUACCAUUUAUUAUUAUUCAAACAGAAAAGAAAAUCUUUCAAACACACGAAUAUAUCUGAUUAUCACCAACAAUGACAUCCAUAAUUUUCUAAUUUUUCAGAAUUCUUUUUUUUCAAUCAUUUUUUAAAGAAAAAAAUUUAGUGCCUCUAUCACACAUUUAUGCAUAUGAUUAAUUUCUUUCGUUUUUUCCUUUCUUCAUGUGUUUUAAUUUUCUUUUUUUUUCUCAUUUCCAAAAUUCCAUGAAAAAAUUCCGUAACAUGAUUUGAUCUGA